CCGGAGGGCGGAAGUCUGUCCGCUGUGAGCAGGAAGUGACGUCACCGCUACGGUCGCGGCAGGGCUGAGCGAGUUAGCUCGAGUUAAAGCGACUUUAUUGAUUAAAGUUCACUUAUUAAAGUGAUUUAAUCCAUCACAGAUCAUUAAUCAAAGCCUCGUUUACAGCUCAGGAGUCACGCGGAGUCGUCAGGCGCCGUUAUUCGCGAAACAGAUCGACAGCGUGAUCUGGAUGGACUCGAAUGCUAAUUUAUCAUGUUCAGCGAAUGUGCAAUGACUCUGGUCUGACGGCGUUUGUCUUGAUCCACACUGCAGCAGUCAUGUCUCUGCCUGAGGAAGCAGGGGAUCGUGGGAAGGAGAGGGAGCGCGGCGCCCGGCCCAAAGUGCGUCAGAGCCGCUCCGAGGAGAGACGAGACGGAGGGAGGCAGAAGGGCGGCAGGGGGAAGAAGAAAAGCCACGCUUCGCACAAUCUGACCUCGGAGCGGCCCGUGAGCGACGGCUUCGAGUACGGAGAUCUGCUGAACAAUUCCAGCGAGUCCUUGCUCUCCGAACGGGUUUCCGCCGAGGACACAGAGAGCAAGGCGUCCGGAAGCAGCAGGACGCUCCGACAAAAGAUCCAAGACGCAGUAGGCCAGUGUUUCCCCAUCAAAACCCACAGCCAAGUCCUGUCCACCUCGCCGUCCUCCAGGCGUAAGAUCCACCUCAGCGAGCUCAUGCUGGACAGCUGUCCGUUCCCCGCCGGCUCGGACCUGGCGCAGAAGUGGUACCUCAUCAAACAGCACACGGCUCCCAUUUCUCAAGCUCCGGUCCUCGAUUCCGGACCCGCGCUGGUCUGCGCCGGUGUGGAGGACGAGGAGGACCGUUUACGAGAGAGACGACGGAUAAGCAUCGAACAGGGAGUCGAACCGCCGCCCAACGCUGAGAUCCACACCUUCGAAGUGACGGCGCAAAUCAACCCGCUGUAUAAACUCGGACCCAAACUGGCUCACGGGAUGAACGAGCUAGCCGGAGACGAGCGUGCUACGCUGCUCCUGCAGAGAUGUUUGGACACGCUCGAUGAAGUCGUCGCAUCAGCGUCUGAUUUUGAUUUGUGCGCCGCGUCUCCGACUCUAACUCACCCGGCGGACAGUCCUAAAUCGCAAGACGGAGUCCAUCGCAUUCACACGCAAAUCGAUUACAUCCACUGCCUAGUCCCCGAUCUGCUUCGCAUCACAAACCUGCCUUGCUACUGGGGCGUCAUGGACCGAUACGAAGCCGAAACGCUGCUAGAAGGCAAACCCGAAGGCACAUUUCUAUUGCGCGACUCUGCGCAGGAAGACUACCUCUUCUCAGUCAGCUUCCGGAGGUACGGACGCUCGCUGCAUGCGCGGAUCGAGCAGUGGAAUCAUAACUUCAGCUUCGACGUGCAUGACCCCAGCGUGUUCCACGCACCCACCGUCACCGGCCUGCUGGAGCACUACAAGGACCCCAACUCUUGCAUGUUCUUCGAGCCGCUGCUGUCGAACCCCAUCCACCGCUCGCAGCCCUUCAGCUUGCAGCGCAUCUGCCGCGCCGUCAUCAGCAGCAGAACCACGUACGACGGCAUCAACGCUCUACAGCUGCCCAACUCUCUGAAGGAGCAUCUGAAGGAGUACCAUUACAAGCAGCGUGUGCGCAUUCGCAGACUCGACACCUGGUGGGAGUGACGGGGAACGAGACCGGAGUCCUGCUGUCAAACGAUUCAUCGUGAUUAAUCGCAUCCAAAAUACAAGUUUUUGUUUACAUAAUAUAUAAUUAUUCAGACACCAGAUAAUUUUGGGGGGUUUUUUUGUGGUGGGUGCACUAUAGUUUAUUUAUGUAAGAGAGGAUGGCAAAAUAAAGUAAACUGGGACAUAUCAUACCCAAAACAUUUUCAUGGGAUUAAAAAAUAUUCAAUCGCUUUAACCUGAGCAUGUUUUGCUCAAGUGUUUAUUCUUUAAUUGCUAAUGCGAUCUUUUUACACACAGACUGAACAAAAUGAAGCAUCUCUUGGUAAUUGUUUGAGCUAAACUGGUUUUAUCUAAUUGUGUUCUUAAAUUUAACAGCUGACAGCUAUUCAACCCAAUUCAUUACAUACCUUUCUAUCAAAGUUAUCUGACUUCAUCAAGAUCAGUUUGUUCUGAAGCCGUUUAACUCGUCAUAUUUUAGUACCAUUUUCUAAACUAUAGCGAAUAAACUGAUAUAAUGUGAGAAAGGUGUCUGAAUAAAUUUAGUUUUGACUGUAUGUGUGUGUGCUGUGUAUAUUUAUUAUGUGUAUAUAUAAAAAAAACAUACGCAUGCGUGUAUAUAUUUAAGAAAAAUAUGCUGUUUAUAUAUUUAUAUAUGAUAUAAAUUUAUAUACAUGUAAAUAUUUUCAAAAUAUAUACUGUGUUUGUGUGUAUUUAUAUAUACAUAAUAAAUAUACACAGCACACACACAUAUAUUAUGUAAACAAAAACGUUUAUUUGGGAUGCGAUUAAUCGCGAUUAAUCGUUUGACAGCACUAGACCGGAAGUGCCACGACUCCUGAUAUGAAGACGUGAGUGCCUUUCUGACGCUACUCAUUUUGAGGUUUAAUCGCUGUUUGCUCGUCGUCACGAUGUUGGAAGUUCGUCACAGGGUUCCCUGCAACACUGGAGUAAUUAACUGAGUAACACGGAAUCGGCAAGCCUUUCUUAUUUUAGAAUAUUUCUCAUUUUUAUUAAGACAAGUGUUGCAUUUGGGAGUUACGGCUCGUUCACACCAAGAACAAUAACUAUAACGAUCACUUUAACGAUGACUAUAGCAAUGAUGAACGUAGACUUUAAAGUUGAUUAUAACAAUAUAAUGUUAACUAUAAAGUUGACUAUAACAAUGACGAAUGUAGACUUUAACGUUGUCUCUAAUGUUGAUUGUAACUAUAUAACCGUAUAAUGUUGACUAUAACAAUAUAAUGAUGACGAAACAUUGACUACAACAAUAUAACGUGGACUCUAACGUUGACUAUAACGAUAUAGCAUUGACUGUUGAAUGUCCAUUUUUAUAUGAUAUUAGACAACAUUUCAUUCAAAAAAUGUAUUAAUGGACAUUUUUUUAAAAGUUUCUCUUGGAAUAAUUUUCUAAUUUUUUAUCGUACAUUAAAUUGAAAAAUUCUAGUUUAUUGUUAUUGUUGCCAUUAUUGUUAUAUUUAUAUAUAAUAUAUAUAUAUAUAUAUAUAUAUGUUAUAUUAAUAUAUUAUCCUGUCUAUAUAUAUGUAUCUUUUGUAUGUUGGACAUUUUUAAGAUAAAAUUGUUAUAUUAUUGUAAACAAUGAAUUGAAAUGAAAUUGUCAUUAUUAGAAAACUGUUGAUUUUGCCAGGAAUGUAGCCAUUGCUGCUGAUAUGGCAUUAAAUCUUUAAUAAAUAAAUAACGUUGACAAUAAUAUAAAAUUGACUAAAACUAUAUAACGUUAAUUGUAACGUUGACUGUAACAAUAAAA
Molecule: messenger RNA, 3450 nt
Organism: Onychostoma macrolepis
Lineage: Eukaryota; Metazoa; Chordata; Actinopteri; Cypriniformes; Cyprinidae
Gene: socs9
Product: suppressor of cytokine signaling 9
Exons: 2
Coding region: 240-1682 (480 amino acids)
Biological process (GO): phosphatidylinositol phosphate biosynthetic process; intracellular signal transduction
Cellular component (GO): phosphatidylinositol 3-kinase complex
Molecular function (GO): 1-phosphatidylinositol-3-kinase regulator activity
Source: RefSeq, a predicted model, not a curated record